Messenger RNA from Penicillium brevicompactum, 789 nucleotides. RefSeq lists its product as uncharacterized. The transcript has a single exon. NCBI's taxonomy places the organism in Eukaryota, Fungi, Ascomycota, Eurotiomycetes, Eurotiales, Aspergillaceae. Bases 1 to 789 code for a protein of 262 amino acids. The record is from RefSeq and is a predicted model, not a curated record.
AUGACACUCAGACCUCUUCACUACCACCUUCCAUUAUUUCCUGGAUUUCAAUUGUUAGACGCGGCAGCCCCGCUCGAUAUUCUCAACAUCCGUAGCCAAUAUCCUGACACUGCGGAUAUCACUCUGACUGUAUCAGCCGCAACUCUCGAUCCAGUCUCCGUGAAGCCAGUGCCACCCCGUCAGGCAACCUGGAAAUUCGAUAAUCCCCCCAUUAACACGGCCUGCAACCAGCAAAUGGUGCCACAAUGCACCUUCGCUGACGUGAUUUCCACUCUGAAAGCGGGGGCGGGGAGUGGCGAUAUCAAGCCCGUCGACGUGCUGAUCAUCCCCGGCGGUCCAGGCACCCGCUUGAACCGCAUCUAUGAUUCUGGCGAGAAAGUUCCAAACACAAAGGAAGUACAGGACUUCUUGGUCGACGUGGCGCCCUACGUUCGACACAGCAUCAUCACUAUCUGCACGGGCAGCCAUAUUCUCUCCCAGACAGGGCUUCUGGAUCAUCGCCAAGCGACCACCAACUCCGCCCGCUACGAUGAUGUCGUUGGCAAAUCACAGACAGUAAGCUGGCAGCGUAACAAACGGUGGAUACGGGACAUUGUCCCGAAAGACACAUCUGGCUCACUACUGCUGCCUGGCAUUGAGAUCUGGUCGUCUGCUGGGAUUACUGCAGGGAUGGACGUCAUGUUGGAGUUUAUUUCGGCGCAUUAUGGCGGCAUCGAGGUAGGCAUGCAGACUGCGAAGCGGAUGGAAUACCGAUGGGAGCGGGAGCGGGAGGCCUCGUAUUUCCUGUGA